This is a messenger RNA of Myotis lucifugus (little brown bat), 5358 nucleotides long. RefSeq names its product laminin subunit alpha-3-like. Gene Ontology annotation, cellular component: basement membrane. Gene Ontology annotation, biological process: axon guidance. NCBI's taxonomy places the organism in Eukaryota, Metazoa, Chordata, Mammalia, Chiroptera, Vespertilionidae. The record is from RefSeq and is a predicted model, not a curated record.
AUGGCCGUCUGCAACGUCGUGGAGACACACGGAGGAACGGGAAACCGUUUGCGAAGGCUGGAGACUCAGUGCGUGGCUGCGGCCCGGAUGUCGGCGACCAGGAGGCUGCGGGCCCGGAUGUCGGCGACCACGAGGCUGAGGGGCCCGGAUGUCGGCGACCACGUGGCAGCGGGGCCCCGGAUGUCGGCGACCAGGAGGCUGCGGGCCCGGAUGUCUGCGACCACCAGGCUGCGGGCCCCGGAUGUCGGCGACCACGUGGCAGCGGGGCCCCGGAUGUCGGCGACCACGUGGCAGCGGGGCCCCGGAUGUCGGCGACCACCUGGCAGCGGGGCCCCGGAUGUCGGCGACCACGAGGCUGCGGGGCCCCUGGGUGUCGGCGACCACGUGGCUGCGGGGCCGUGGGUGUCGGGGCAGUUCUGCGACUACUGCAACUCCCAGGACCCUAGGAAAGCCCAUCCAGUCACCAACGCCAUCGACGGGUCGGAGCGCUGGUGGCAAAGCCCCCCCCUCUCCUCAGGCACGCGGUACAACCAGGUCAACGUCACCUUGGAUCUGGGGCAGCUCUUCCAUGUGGCCUAUGUUUUAAUCAAAUUUGCCAAUUCUCCUCGCCCUGACCUCUGGGUCUUGGAGAGAUCGGUGGACUUUGGGAGCACCUACUCACCUUGGCAAUAUUUUGCUCAUUCUAAAGCAGACUGUUGGCAACAAUUUGGGCGGGCGGCCAACACGGCCAUCACCCGAGAUGAUGACGUGCUCUGCACCACGGACUACUCCCGGAUCGUGCCUUUGGAAAAUGGCGAGGUUGUGGUGUCCUUGAUAAACGGUCGUCCAGGUGCAAGAAACUUCACUUUCUCCAACACCCUGCGGGAGUUCACCCAGGCAACAAACAUCCGCUUGCGCUUUCUCCGAACCAACACACUCCUGGGACACCUCAUCUCCAAAGCACAGCGGGACCCCACCGUCACCAGGCGGUAUUAUUACAGCAUCAAGGACAUCAGCGUUGGCGGGCGCUGUGCGUGCAACGGCCACGCCGACGUGUGCAGUGCAGACAACCCUGAAAAAGUGUUCCGGUGUGAAUGCCGCCACCACACCUGCGGGGAGACCUGUGACCGCUGCUGUGCCGGGCACCACCAGAGGCGCUGGCAGCUGGCCACGUGGCACAGCCACGAGUGCGAAGCCUGCAACUGCCAUGGCCACGCCACCGACUGCUUCUACGACCCGGACGUGGAGCGGCAGCAGGCAAGCCUGGACAUCCGCGGCGUCUACGCAGGUGGAGGGGUCUGCAUCAACUGUCAGCACAACACGGCGGGCAUAAACUGCGAGCAGUGCGCCAAGGGCUAUUUCCGCCCCCACGGCGUGCCGGUGGAGGCCCCCCACGGCUGCAUCCCUUGCAGCUGCAGCCCUGAGCACGCGGAUGGCUGUGAGCCGGGCUCGGGCCGCUGUGCCUGCCGGCCCAACUUCCACGGCGACCACUGCGAGGAGUGCGCCCCCGGCUACCACAACUUCCCACUCUGCUCCCGGAUUCCUGUUUUCCCUGUUUCUGCUCCAAGUCCAGAAGACCCAGUAGCUGGAGACAUAAAAGGCUGUGACUGUGACUUCGAAGGAGUGCUCCCCGAAAUCUGUGAUGCCCACGGGAGGUGCCUGUGCCGCCCGGGGGUCGAGGGCCCCCGGUGUGCCGCCUGCCGCCAGGGUUUCUACUCGUUCCCCAUCUGCCAAGCCUGCCAGUGCUCCGCCCUCGGCUCCUACCCGACACCCUGCAGCCCAGUGACAGGCCAGUGCGCGUGCCGCCCGGGGAUCGCAGGACGGCGCUGUGACCGGUGUCUCUCGGGCGCCCCUGACUUCCCCCACUGCUCAGAAUGCCGGUGCCACGUGGCGGGGACGGUGAGCGGAAUUGGAGAGUGUGGGCAGCGCGACGGGGACUGUCACUGCAAGCCCCACGUCGGGGGCGAUUCCUGCGACACGUGUGACGACGGAUAUUUCGCUCUGGAGAAGGGCAGUUACUUCGGGUGUCAAGGGUGUCGGUGUGACGUGGGUGGGGCCGUCACCCCCGUGUGCAGCGGGCCCGCCGGGGUGUGUGUGUGCCGGGAACACAUCGUGGGGAAGGCGUGCCAGCGACCUGAGGACAACCACUACUUCGCAGACUUGCAUCACAUGAAGUACGAGCUCGAAGACGGCACCACCCCCAGCGGGAGGGACCUGCGCUUCGGGUUUGACCCCCUGGAGUUCCCCGGGUUCAGCUGGAGAGGAUACGCCCAGAUGACCCCCCUCCAGAACGAGGUGAGGGUCCUGCUGAACGUGGGGCGGUCGAGCGGCUCUCAGUUCCGUGUUGUUCUGCGAUGUGUGAACCCUGGAGCGGAGGCGGUAGCCGGCCUUGUGACUCUUCAUCCGUCCGGGGCGGAGGCAGAUGCUGCUCAGAGCAGAGGGGUCGUCUUCCUGCCCAACACGGAGCCAGCCUUCAUCUCCGUCCCCGGAAGCGGUCUGGCCGACGCGUUCUCACUGGCACCGGGGAUGUGGGUGGCCUGCAUCAAGGCAGAGGGGGUCCUCCUGGACUACCUGGUGCUGCUCCCCAGGGACUACUACGCGGCCCCCUCGCUGCAGCUGCCCGUCACGGAGCCCUGUGCACUCGCGGGCCCUCCCCACGAGAACUGCCUGCUUUACCAGCAGUUGCCACUGGCCCACUUCCCCUGCUCCCUGGGUUGUGAGGCCACACACUUCCUGCUGGAUGGACAGCCAAGACCCGUGGCCCUGAGGCAGCCCAGCCCCGCUCACCCCGUCAUGGCAGACCUCGGCGGCCGAGAGGUGGAACUGCACCUGCCGCUGUGGGUCCCGUGGGCCGGCCGCUACGUGGUCGUGGUCGAGUAUUCCACGGAGGCAGAGCAGAUGUCUGUGGCCGACGUGCAUGUGGGGAGCCCGGGGCCGGGCCUGGCUGGCCAGGUGACCAUCUACAGCUGCCAGCACAGCGUCCUGUGCCGGAGCGCCCUGACCGACAGCCGGGGCCGCCUGGCCACCUACGAGCUGCUUGCUGACACGGACGUCUGGCUCAGAGUCCGCAGCGCCCGGCUCCUCCUGCAUCAGAUUUGUAUCAUUCCCAUCGAAGAAUUCUCAACGGAAUAUUUGAAACCUCAAGUGAGAUGCAUCGCCAGUUAUGGGCCAUUUGCGAACCAAAGGGCCACGUGCCUCUCCGUGUCCCCCGAAACUCCUCCAGCAGCACUGAUUUUGGAUGCUCCACCCGGGGGGCCUCCCCCUCUCCCGCCCCAGGAUCCUUCUCCUUCCACUGAUGUGGUUACUGGCAUCACCGUGGAGGCACCGCAGAAAGAAAUGCAGAUUCAUAAGCCCCAUCUCAGAGCUACGGACUUCGAGUCUCUGGAAGGAUCUAGCCAAGUGACCCUGAGAGGACGCGUGCCACGCCCCGGCCGCUACAUCAUCGUCAUCCACUUCUCCCAGCCAGCACACCCGGCGUUCCCCGCGGAGGUGUCUGUGGACGGAGGGCGGCGCUGGCCAGGUGUCUUCCGUGCCUCCUUCUGUCCCCAUGUGCUGGGCUGCCAGGACCAGGCCAUCGCCGGAGACCAGGCUGAGUUUGCCGUCUGGGAGCCGGAGGUGGCUGUGACUGUGAAGGUUCCGGAAGGAAAGUCCUUAGUGCUGGUCCGCAUCCUCCUGGUGCCCGCGGAGAACCACGCCUACCAGAUCCUCCACCGGCAGUCGGUGGACAAGUCCCGCGAGUUCGUCGCCAACUGUGGAGGGAACAGCUUUUAUAUUGACCCCCAGACGGCCUCCGGGUUCUGUAAGGACUCCGCCAGGUCCCUGGCGGCGCUCUACCAUGAGGGCGCGCUGCCCUGUGAGUGCCACCCCGCCGGUGCUGCUCGUCCUCACUGCAGCCCCGAGGGCGGCCAAUGCCCUUGCCGGCCCGGCGUCAUCGGUCGGCAGUGCACCCGCUGUCAAACGGGCUACUACGGAUUCCCACACUGCAAACCGUGCAGCUGCGGCUGGCGCCCCUGCGAGGAGACGACGGGGCGGUGCCUCUGCCCUCCGCACACGGCCGGGCCCCAGUGCCAGGUCUGCGACGCCCACUCCUUUGGCUUCCACCCCCGGGCGGGCUGCCAGCCCUGCAACUGCUCCAGCGCGGGCACGGCAGUCACGGUGGGCACCCCUGAGUGCCACCUGGACCACGGGCAGUGCAGGUGCAGGCCCAGAAUCUCAGGACGGCGUUGCGACCAAUGCGCUCCUGGGUUUCACCGCUUCCCCGAGUGCAUCCCUUGCCGCUGCAGCAGAGACGGGACAGAGCCCGGAGUCUGCGACCCGGAGACCGGGGCCUGCCUCUGCAAGGAGAAUGUGGACGGUGCCGAGUGCGACGUGUGUCGAGAAGGCUCCUUCCACUUGGACCCGGCGAACCCCCAGGGCUGCACCAGCUGCUUUUGCUUUGGGAUCAGCCGUCACUGCCACAGCACCCACAGACGGAGAGCGAAGGUGUGCGGGAGCGCGUCGGCCUGUUUCAGGGAGAACAUCCGAUUUGUGGACAUGAUGGGCUGGCGCCUGGAGACGGCGGACAGGGCCCAGAUCCCCGUCUCCUUCAACCCCGGCAGCGGCAGUGUGGUCGCCGACCUCCAGGAGCUGCCCUCCACCGUGCACAGCGCCACCUGGGUCGCACCUCCCUCCUACCUGGGGGACAAGGUCUCCUCCUACGGCGGCUUCCUCACCUACCAAGUCAAGUCCUUCGGGCUCCCAGCCGACAUGGCCCUUCUGGGGAAGCAGCCCGCCCUGCAGCUCACUGGUCAGCGCAUGUCCGUCGUCCACGAGGAGCCGAGUGACCCGCGCCCGGACAAGCUGCAUCACGGGCGGGUGCAGCUGGUGGAGGGAAGCUUCCGGCACGCGGGGAGCGGCGCCCUGGUGACGCGGGCGGAGCUGAUGGUGGUGCUGUCGGGGCUGGAGGAGAUGCGCCUUCGCGGCCUGUACUUCAGCGAGACGCAGCGGCUCAGCCUGAGCGGGGUGGGGCUGGAGGAGGCCUCGGACACAGGGAGCGGGCGCCGCGCGCACACGGUGGAGAUGUGUGCCUGCCCCCCUGAGUACACGGGUGACUCGUGCCAGGUAUUAAGUGGAAAGAAAUCCCAGCGUCUCGGAACCCACUGGAGAGCUGAGGAGCCCGUGGAUCCGGGGUCACAUCAGAGCUUCCCGGAGGCUGGAAGGAGCCCCAGGCGCACCCCAGUAUCCGAGCUGCUGCUUCCCUGGUACCGACCCGGGUUCGUGCUUCUCUCUAACCCAGGGCUCCCUCCAUCACCACCCUGCAGAGUUAAGUCCAAGUACAUCCCAAUCCUUCGUGGGGACAUCAAAGUCCCCUUUUCCCACUCGCAGCAGGUCCUCGCUUGA